Messenger RNA from Hyphopichia burtonii NRRL Y-1933, 753 nucleotides. RefSeq lists its product as uncharacterized. The transcript has a single exon. The record is from RefSeq and is a predicted model, not a curated record. NCBI's taxonomy places the organism in Eukaryota, Fungi, Ascomycota, Pichiomycetes, Serinales, Debaryomycetaceae. Gene Ontology annotation, molecular function: protein binding. Bases 92 to 700 code for a protein of 202 amino acids.
GGAUAUUUAGCUUAUUUGACAUAGAGAUUUUUGGUUCUUUAUAAUUUGAAAUUAACAAGAAAUUACCGACACAUAAGAAUAUCAGUACAGUAUGUCCGAGUCCGAAAAGAUCACUUUAACCCAAGAAGAAAUGGACUGCAUUAUCUACGAUGCCAGAGAAGGGGACUUAGAAUCGUUGAAAGAGAUUUUUGCCGAAUACCCUGCUGAUCUUUUAUUGACAAUCAAAGACGAUAUAACUUUGAGUACACCUUAUCACAUGGCAGCUGCCAAUGGACACUUAGAAGUCAUCAAAUACUUGUUGUCCAUUAUCCCAAAGGAAGACGCUAUCAAAUUGGCUAAUCAGAAAAACGAAAGUCUUAAUACCCCGUUACACUGGGCAGCCUUCAAUGGACAUUUGCCUAUUGUCCAAUUACUUUGUGAAGAAUACAACGCCGAUGUUUAUGCCAAAAACGAAACAGGACAUGAUUCCAUCUUCGAAGCCGAAAACAACAAUAAAGAAGAAGUCGAAAACUGGCUUUUGAAUAAAUACGCCGUCGAAGAUGGUUUCAAAGUCGAGGAUCAAGGUGAAAAUACAAAAAUCACUUAUACUCCCGGUAAAGAAAGUAAAGAAGCAGACGACAGAGCUAAGGAAGCCGCCGCGGCCGCUGCCUCUUCUUCUGAUGACAUAAACAAACAAACCGCUGACUUAAGCAUCCACUAGGCAUCCCUUCACUUCUCUCCUCCCAUAUAGAACCUAAUAUACUUGUACAUUAU